Molecule: messenger RNA, 7463 nt
Organism: Pocillopora meandrina
Lineage: Eukaryota; Metazoa; Cnidaria; Anthozoa; Scleractinia; Pocilloporidae
Source: the annotation of a GenBank genome assembly
GCGCGUUUGCUAUUCCCAUUAAAGAUAUAGUAGUUUUCCUGGGUGAUCUUCACAAUUUGGAUUUGUGAGGAUCUCAGAGAUGCCGCAGAAUUUUACCAGAAUCACAGCUGAAGAUGUUAAAUAUUAUCUUCUUGUAGAAUUAUUUGACCAAGGCAAAGAUGGAUUCGACCUUACCGUUUGCAAUGGCGAUCACGUUUGGCGCGAAACAGGUAAAUAGUCUGAAAAUAUGGAACCAAUUAUCAUCUUCUUGAAGGAUUCCUCUUUAUUCAGCCAUGUAUCUUGUUUAGAAUCUGGAAAUAUUGGCAAUACGCUUGUAUUUUUGGUGGUCAAUUUACUGGUUCCUUUUGAAAUUAGUUCAGACAACCUGAUUCAGGUAAGGUCUAAUUAGGAAAAUGACAACAAGUUUAACUGAAUAAUGGCUGUAAAUAUAUGAAAAUCAUAUAUGUCCACUGCGGUUGAAGAAACGAAUAUAGAAGCGAUCCUCGCAGCUAUGAACACUACUGAACUAGUAGUUGAAAACAAGGUCUAAAAAAAAAUCCCACCCCAUGGACCAUGAUACCCCCUGUCUGUGUUUGUGACAGUUGUAGAAUCCACUUUGCCUUCACAGCCAAUCAUGUUGGCUGCUGUUAAUUGUAUUCAGUUAAAAGUCUAGGAAGUGAAGUUUUUCUGCCAUAACCCAUGCUGAAAACCCCUUUGGAAACAUAUGCUAUAUUACAGAAGGUUCCAGUACUCUUUUCCUCAUUUAUCAUAAUGUGAUUUCAAUUCCUUUUUUUUUGGUUGUUGUGCUUUUGUUUUUUUCUGCUUUGAGAUAUUCACUGUGACAGUGACUGAUGGCAGCUUUAGAUAAAAUUGAAAAUUUGGCUCUGAACCUCAGGUGAUGACUGAGAUCAUUUUUAACAUCAACAGCAUCUUUAGUUGGUGAUUAUUUCUAUUGUUAUCAUGAACUUAAUGUGCAAUUCAGGGGAGAUGCUGUGAGGAGAAAUAUGAUGCUAGUCACUUUUAAGGAUUUACUUAUGUUGUUUAUUUUUUUCAAGUUGAUUCAUUGACCAUUGAAUCUAUGGCAAAGACUGCUGAUAUGAGUGUUACUGAAUUUGCUGAUCAAACAAGCAGAGCACUGACAGGCCAGACAACAAGUCAGGAUAAUUUUGUCUUUCAAGCCAAGCCUAAAGAGACAAAGUUACAGGUUGGAUAAAACCCUUUUGAGGCAUUUUGGUUAAUUACAUUUGGGUAUCUUUAGAUAUCUGUUACAAAUGACUAAGAUAGAAUAAAACUGAGUAGUUGAUUAAGCUAUUUCCAUUUCCUGAAUUUCGAUAAGAAUAGAAAUGGUAAGUGAUUGAUACAAACUUGAUGUGGUGAGAUGCUGAAAAAAGCUUUGUUCCCACAAGCCAGAUUUUUGUUUUAUUUUAGAAAAGAAACAGCAACAUAAGUUAAUAUAUAUUUAAUUUUUGUAAGCCCAGCUUUUUUAAAAGUACAAGAUGGCUUGAAAACUCUCACUGGAAAAAGAUAAUGGAGGUUCUAAAACAGCGUGAUAUGAUUUACAAACUAAGCAAUAAGAUCUUCAAAAUAUAUUAUUGAUAUGUGUGCCAGAAGGAGAAGCCGUAAAUUUAGAUGUUAUAUACAACCUACUAUAGAUUCUAAUUUCUCAAUACUCAAGUCCAUUAAAUACUUUACCUUAAAGGGUCUUUUAUCCAGUUAAAAAAAUUUUAGCUUUCCAUUCAAAUAACACGAAGAAGGGCAGGGAAAAGUAUGCUGGGUAUGAAUGUAAUGUUAGGGAAAACAGAACCAGUUAUGGUUUAUCAGGAUUGUCAGCAACUUGACUUGAGGGAAACUACAAAUAAUGAGAUAUCCUCUAAUGAUUUUUUUGCUUUUUAGUUCUCUUGGAAGAUGCAUAUUGGUGAUGGUGUUAAGGUAGUGAAAAGUUCAAAAGUCCUACAGACGUAGUAUUGUUCAUAAACAGUAGUGAUUAAUGUAUAUUCAAGGUGUUUACAGGGGAUAUAUUAAAGCCUAGAUAAACUAAAGAUAUAAUUAUUUAAUAACUGCAUAAAUAAGAUUGAAUUUUAUUUACACAUACAUGUAUAUGACACUUCAUUGUUGACUUAAGAUAUGUAUUUUUUGAAAUUAAUAUAGUUUUACAUACAUUAUUCUGUCUCAUUCCAGUUUCAACUGGGUUCUCUGACUUUGCCAAAAGUUAGUGACAGUGUUCAAGUAAUCAAGAACAUGUUUGAUCUGGCUGUAAACCAGAUGACACAGUUAAAGGUAAUUGUAACUGAUGUGUAAUUUACAUUUUAAAUGAAACUGAAAUGAAUGACUAAUGCUCUCUUUGUUACCUGAGUAUAAAAUUAACAGAUAUAGAAUGGCACUAGAUGGCAAUUGUUUUCAUAGACCUGGACUGCAUGAUACUUCAUCCUCUAGAGUCCAUUAACCCUUUAACUCUCAGAUCAAAUUUGUAAUUAUCCUUACUGUCAACCAUACAAUUAUUAUGUUAGUUCAGAGAAUUUAGUAUUGAGUCAACUUAUUAUUUCCAAAUUGAUAUUUUUCUUUGUUCUCAUCACUUAUCUGGUUGAUAUUGUAUUAAUACUGUAAGGAGAAAUUCUGUCUUGGUUACUUAUGGGAGUUAAAGGGUUAAGUUUCACUAGCACAUUUAAGUUACAAAGUAGAGCCACCCCCUCUCCCCCCCUGUCACUGUAAUUUGUCUAACUGUAUACUGAUAAGUUGCAGUGCCCAUUAUACACCUGGGUGUGGAGACACUCUCUGACUAAAGUGUGUUGUGCAAGAACACAACAUAAAGAUCAGACUAGGGCUAAUGAAUAUAGACUUAUGCAAGCCAUUGAAAUGCCAGCUUACCAACUGCUAAGCUAUGGCAUAAACCUUCAUAAUUUAAGUCUCUUUUUCAAGAACUCUAAUUAAUGUAAUCCCCACUGCAAUAAUUGUACUUGUGAAAAUGAAAGAUAAAAAAUAGCAGAUUGGUAGCUAUUUUUUCCAGUAGAUUUUAUUAGCAACUUGUUCAUGUGUUCAUACAUGUAUGUUUAUUAUCUUUUAGCAAGAAAUGUCAUCUUUGAGAUCUGACAAUACCAGAUUAUCUUCGGAGAGAAAAGAUACCCUGAAGGUUAGCAGUCUUAUUUAACACUUUAACCCUUAAGAGUGACUGACUUCUAAUUUCUACUGGCAUUCAAGAGUAUCACUCGUGAAUCAACUGUAAAGGUCAUAAGAACAAAGCAAAUAAUCAUUUAUUUAAGCAGCUUUUGAUUUUCCUUGUUGGUACCAUAAGAAAUGUAGAGAGGUGACAUUGUAGAGAAUAUGAAUUCUAAUCUUAGGAUGUACAGGGUUAAAUCUAAAGAGAUUGACUCAUUGAUUGACUGACUGGAUAGUUUUUUUUAAUGAUUGAUUGAACCUCUACUUCUAUACAAUAACUGUAUAAUUAUUUAUUAAUUUAUUCACUUUGAUUAACUUAACAUUAUAUUUUUUCAGCUUCUUGAGAAAUGUGUCACUGCCAAAGAAGAAAUGGAGAAAGAUUUAUUUGAAAAGGUUAUUAAGGCUGUGACUUACUUUUAUUAUCAGUAAUCAGGAGAUUCAUUUGGUGACCAGUUCUUGAGCAUGUUUUAAGCUCUUCCACUCCAAAGAUCUCAGAGUCUCUGUCUAUCAUGAAUUUUUUGUAAUGGUUUUAGUGAGUGUUUGAAAAGGAAUUCAUACUAUAAGUUAGAAUAAUUAUUUUUAGGCACUUCUAGACUUAAAAGGGUUGCUUUGAUAUUUUCUGGUAUUUGGCCAUUAGCAAGUUAAGAUUUGUUAUUGUUAAUCAUUUAUUAUUAUUAUUACUUAUUGUAAUUGCAGUUUGCAGCAGUGCUAAAUGACAAGAAGAGCAAGAUAAGGCAAUUGAAGGAGCAAGGUUUGUUCACCUUGUGUUAACUGUAGAUGGAAUUCUGAUUUUUGUUAAAUGACAACAAUUCUUCAUUUGUUUUUAUCUAUGCAAAUACUGCAGUAAAAGAGGCUUCUUCUUCACAGCCAGUACAAGGUAAAGUGUACAUAAUGAAAUAAAUAAUAAUUUAUGAUAGUUAUUUCUUAUAAAUCUAUCACAUGACUUUCCUUGAUUAGAAAAUGAACUUUUCCAAAAAAUGUGACAUUGAAUUUAUGUUUAGUCAGCUCUCUUGCCUACAGUUCUUAAAUGUUAGCUUCACACUAGCUUAUUAGGGGUAAUUUUCCAAAGGAACAGAGUUGAUAACGUGAAUUGUAAUGAGUUUCCAAAGUGUCACACCAGCUUAGCCUACCAGCCAAUAUUAUUUCUCUCACAAGACAAAUCUAAACUUUGCCUUACAGGCAUAUAAGUUUGGAAAGCUGACCAGUACACAAGAAAUCUUUAGUAGACAUCCAAAGGCGAACCUUCAGUUUUUCACUGUUAACAGAAAUACCGGUACUCAAUUUCAUUGCAAAUUAGAUUUGCCUCUAAUUUCUCUGUUUUUAAUUAUAAUAACCUUCAAAUUUUCAAGAUAUGUUGCAGUUUUUCCCAUAAUAUAAUUAUUAUACUUUUCCCCAGGUAAUAAUGAAACACUAAACUUAGCCAACAGAAAUAAAGGAAAAUCUAAAGGUACAGCCAUCAGGUAUAAAGCAGUUACUUUAGUAAUAGACUGACUGUGAGAAUGCAUUUUGAUUGAGCUUCAUAAAACCAAAUCCAAAGUAAUACCAAUGGCCAAUUGGGAAAAAGUAUCACAAGAAGGUGAUCCAAAAAAACAAAACAAGCCAAAUGCCUAAUGUCAGUGAACUAGUCAAAAAUGGUUUUAGUUUUGCAUCUGAUUGGUUGAGAAAGUGGCAUGUCUAUUGAGUUUUCUGCACAGAUCAUGUUGUGAAAUAAAGCAAAACCCAGGCAAUCCUAUAUUACUUUGGGCAUUCAGAUGAAAAUUGCUUUUAAUUAAUAAUGAUGGCUUUAUUUUUAAUGAAAGAAAUGAGAUGAUAUUUGUCACUUAAGAUAAUUUAAUUAAAAAAGAGGCUCUGUUUUCAUGUGUUAUUUUCAAAGGCAAGAGGAUACUGGUGAUGACACAGACAUUGAAAAAACAGAUACAGAGGAUGUAAGCUAAAGAUUUUACAUGAAGGGUUACUUUUUUGUUCUAUUUUCAUUUUAAAUUAAGUACAAAUUGACUCUAAAUCUUAAAUCUUGAUUUGAGUUGGUUCUUACCACAGCAAAGGAUGUUGAUGGGAAAGGCUUUGUUCCAGUAAUCAUGCCAUCUGUAAUUAAAACAAUAUAUUAAUAAAUACAUAAUGAUAUAGUUACAAUAUGAUGGUCAGUCACUUAAGUCAGUGGCAGUCUUUAGCAGCUUUUCUUGCAAAAACAGCCUCUGAAAGCAUCUCAUGAUCAUUUUAUUUUGUCUUUAACCCUUUAACUUCCAAGAUCUGAUUGUUAAUUCUCCCCUCUAGCUGCUACCCAUUUCCUUGUAAAUUAGUUAUGAGAACGUGGUGCCUGAUCAAGAUAGCCGCUUCUACCUGAUAAGCUCGAAUAUUCUCAUUACCUUUUUGCUGAAUAAUGUAUGGGUGUUAUAGGGAGAAGUUUCAUGUUCAUAACAUCUGGGAGUUAAAUGGUUAACACUUGACUGCAGGUUUCAUAGUUCUUGUUACUUACUCUAGUUGAUAUUUCACUCUUUAUUAUUGUUUGACAUUCAUCACCAUAAGCAGCAAUUACAGUUUGGGUACAAGGUUGCUUAACCCUUUAACUCCUGGAUCAAAUUUGCAAUUCUCCUUACUGUCAACCCUACAGUUCUUAUAAUGUUAAUUCAGAGAAUUUAGUAUUAGAUCAACUAAUCAUCCCCAAAUUGAGAUUUUCAUUAUUCUCAACACUUAUCUGGUUGAUAUUGUAUUGAUAUUGUAAGGAGAAAUUCUGUCUUGGUCACUCAUGGGAGUUAAAGGGUUAAGUGGCACAUUGGAUGUGAAUUUUUUUUCCCUGCAGUCACCUAUCUCUGAACCUGUGAGAGGAAGGAAAAAGAAACCAAUGUCUUUGUCUACACCAUUAAGUCAAGCUUUGUUACCAGAUGAUGAAGAUGAAGGAAUUGUACCAACUGUGAAGAGGUAAUAUUUGGAAAAGAAAAACAAAAAGUAGGUAUAUUGUUAUUGGAAGCUAAAGGAUGGAGAAAGAAAUACUGAAAAGACUGGUGACAAGUAUUGGUAAUAUAGGGAGGUUAUAUUGAGUGUCAAAAGGAAUUCAAGAUGUCUUUCUAUUGGUUUUGUUUAACCAUUUGCCUUCGUAGAGUUAAAAGUGUCUAAUUUCUCCUUAAAAUCUCAUCCCAGAAUCAAGCAUUAAGUUUACGAGUAUAAAGGAAAUGAUCACCAAUUGAAGAACCUAUUUUUUUGACAAUUUCUCCUCGUCAGCACUAUAGGAAAUGUAUAGAGAACAGUAUGGAGGAAAUGCAUAUUGUUGUUAGGGUGUAAAGGGCUAAAAGUCGUUCUUCGUACCAAAAAUAACCUACGGAUUUUUUGCUGGCGUUCUCUCACGUUUCAGGCAAUUUAAGUGUCCUUCUUUUGUGAUUUUUCUCCUGGUUCUUAUUGGCAGUUAUGAUUACUAUGGUUAUGGUUUGAGGACACUCAAUUGGGAAGCACUCUUGGGUUAAUCUAAAUUCUGUUUUCUUUUGUUUGUUUGUUUGUUUUUUUCAGGCGCCGUAGAAGGAAACCUACAGAAUCCCCUGCAGCAAAGCUAAUACUUCCCAAGGUACCCUCCGUCAGGAAGACGCCUAGCAGUUCCUCCGGGGAGAGGUGGGGGUGAUUAACAUUAAGACAAGUUGAGAUGUUAGUCUUUGAAGGACGAUGGGAAACAAGAGGCAUACGUUUUGAAUUUCGUUAUUUUAAAUUUCCACCAAACUGGAUACGUAAAUGUUAAAUGUCUGCUAAAUUUCAGCUAAUUCUGUCGCGGUUUGUAAACCACAAGCCGCCCCUCCUUUUCGGCUUAAAUCUGUCGCACGAGUCAAAAAAAUAAUAAUAAUAAUAACAGUAAAACAAUUAAUAAUUGUAGAAAAAAUGAUGUUAGCGCGCCGCGCGGAACUCUUGGAGUCAUGCGCAUGAAAACUUCCCGUGAGCCUCACUCCCAGAGUUCUACGCGGCGCACUAACAUCAACUUUUGUCGCUGGUUUUUUUUAGACUCGCGUUAAGGAAAGAGACGGACUACUCCUAGUCCACGCGGUUUAUGAAGCGCAAAGCUUUGACUGGUGUCGCUCUUCCUUUCACCCACACUUCUUACUGUUUUGACUACACAAACAGCUUCAAACGCGCACGUAGUAGUUACAUCUUUUUAUCUUGCAGUUUGACUUCAAGUCGAUCUCGCCUUCGUCAGCGAUCAUCAGACACAUUACCUCCUGAUGCGGAAGAUUUGAUGGCUGAGAUGUAAAAUAAAUACGACUCAUGUGGCUCGUGGAAUGGAGAUGUCUUACGACAAGACAUUGUAAACUUUAAUCUCUCGCUCACCAAUAACACAAAUUGAUUCAACGUUUGUU